AUGUGGUUUUUACAUGGGGAUUUUCUUCGGAUGGUCAAUGAGAGUUGGACUUUGACUGUUCAUGGUUCUCCUGAUUUUAUUUUCCCUUAUAAAUUGAAGCGGCUGAAGAUUGCAAUGAAGGAUUGGAAUCUGAGGAUUUUUGGUAAUGUGAAUUCUCGUUUGAAGCAAGACCAACUUCGUUUUGAGACAACAACUCUUAUUUCAGAUGAGGAUCCUAGUAAUAUUGCUAAACUAAAUGCAAUGAAGGAUGCUAUGAAAACUUUAUGUGAUACUCGUUUGCAACAGUUAACUAUGCUCAAGCAAAAGUCUAGGAACAAAUGGUUGGUGGAGGGUUCAAGUAAUUCCAAUUUCUUUCAUAAUAGUAUUAGAAUUAGAAAAAGUUCUAAUACUAUUUCGGAACUUGUUGAUAUAAAUGGAACUUGUUUGAAAAAUUAUGAGCAGCUUCGUAAUCAUGUAGUUCAGUUCUAUGAAGAUAAGUUCAAUGGCCAAGAUCCGGUGAUAGAAGGUGAUUUAUUUGAUUUUGAGCAUGCUUCAAUUUCUGUUGAGGAGAGCAACGCCAUGGAUAUGAUUCCUUCCCCAGAAGAAAUUAAGCAAGUUGUUUUUGAUCUGAGUGCGGAUAGUGCCCCAGGGCCGGAUGGUUUCUCUGGUUGUUUCUAUCGUCAUUGUUGGGAUAUUAUUCAUGAUGAUUUAACCAAGGCCAUUAUUCAUUGUUGGAAUGCGGGUAGUAUUCCAAAUGGUGUUAAUCAUCUUUUAUCAUCUUGCUGGCUAAGGUAA
Messenger RNA from Papaver somniferum (opium poppy), 774 nucleotides. RefSeq lists its product as uncharacterized. Bases 1 to 774 code for a protein of 257 amino acids. Lineage: Eukaryota; Viridiplantae; Streptophyta; Magnoliopsida; Ranunculales; Papaveraceae. The record is from RefSeq and is a predicted model, not a curated record. The transcript has a single exon.